Molecule: messenger RNA, 892 nt
Organism: Tachyglossus aculeatus (Australian echidna)
Lineage: Eukaryota; Metazoa; Chordata; Mammalia; Monotremata; Tachyglossidae
Gene: NTAQ1
Product: N-terminal glutamine amidase 1
Exons: 6
Coding region: 75-665 (196 amino acids)
Cellular component (GO): cytosol; nucleus
Molecular function (GO): protein-N-terminal glutamine amidohydrolase activity; protein-N-terminal asparagine amidohydrolase activity
Source: RefSeq, a predicted model, not a curated record
CCGGACCGGCCCGGACCGGCUCGGACCGGAUCGGACCGGACGGGACCGGACAGAACCGGCCCGGCCCGCCCGCCAUGGAGGAGGCGGGGCCCGUCCCCUCCCGGGGCGCAUGCGCCUACAGCAGCUGCUACUGUGAGGAAAAUAUUUGGAAGCUAUGUGAAUACAUCCAAACCCAUAGUCGGUAUCCUCUGGAAGAAUUUUAUGCUGUCUUCAUAUCUAAUGAGAGAAAGAUGGUUCCAAUCUGGAAGCAACAAGCCAAGCCAGGAGAUGGACCCGUAAUCUGGGAUUACCAUGUAGUUCUGCUUCAUGUUUCCAGCGGAGGUCAGAGCUUCAUCUAUGACCUUGACACCGUGUUGCCAUUUCCCUGUGCCUUCGACACGUAUGUAGAGGACAGCUUCAAAUCGGACGAGGACAUUCUACCUCAGUUUAGAAGGAAACUGAGAGUGAUUCGAGCAGAUUCUUAUUUGAAGAACUUUGCUUCUGACCGAUCGCACAUGAAAGAUUCCAGCGGCAAUUGGCGGGCUCCUCCUCCCCUCUACCCCUGCAUUGAAACUGCAGACAGCAAGAUGAACCUGGACAAUUUUAUCAGUAUGAAUCCUGAGACGGGGUGGGGGGCCGUGUACCCCCUUCCCGACUUCGUGCGUCGAUUCAGCUGCAAGUGCUGAGCUCGGCAGCUGGACGUGGAACCGUGGCGUGAUGCAGGGCCCGGUGCCUGCCUCCUCUUUGCGACGACUUCAGAUGCGGUGCCGUGGGUCUGUAAAUCCUUGACGAGGUGGCUGGUUUGGCGUCAUCUCCGUUUUCACCCACUCCAGUGACCGCGGGGGUCCGGCGGAGAUUAGGAACUGAACGAAAGAGACUUUGAGGGGACCAGAAUUAAAGGGCGUCCAAGAAA